Molecule: messenger RNA, 379 nt
Organism: Rhinopithecus roxellana (golden snub-nosed monkey)
Lineage: Eukaryota; Metazoa; Chordata; Mammalia; Primates; Cercopithecidae
Product: metallothionein-1E-like
Exons: 3
Coding region: 54-239 (61 amino acids)
Molecular function (GO): metal ion binding
Source: RefSeq, a predicted model, not a curated record
CACCGCCUCUUGGCUUCUCGCUUGGGAACUCCAGAGGCUCGCCUCGGCUUGCAAUGGACCCCAACUGCCCCUGCUCCGCUGGUGGCUCCUGCACGUGCACCGGCUCCUGCAAGUGCAAAGAGUGCAAAUGCACCUCCUGCAAGAAGAGCUGCUGCUCCUGCUGCCCCGUGGGCUAUGCCAAGUGUGCCCAGGGCUGCGUCUGCAAAGGGGCGUCGGAGAAGUGCAUCUGCUGUGCCUGAUGUGGGAAGAGCUCUGCUCCCAGAUGUAAAUAGAGCAACCUUCACAACCUGGAGGUUUUUUUACAUACAACCCCUAGCCAUUUGCUGCAUGUCUUUUCAUAUUAAAUAUGUGAAUGACAAUAAAAAAAUUUUGACUUGAA